Messenger RNA from Zalophus californianus (California sea lion), 3945 nucleotides. It is a transcript of the gene ARHGEF7, whose product is annotated as Rho guanine nucleotide exchange factor 7. Lineage: Eukaryota; Metazoa; Chordata; Mammalia; Carnivora; Otariidae. Gene Ontology annotation, molecular function: protein binding; guanyl-nucleotide exchange factor activity. The transcript has 23 exons. The record is from RefSeq and is a predicted model, not a curated record. The coding region runs from base 728 to 2845 and encodes 705 amino acids. Gene Ontology annotation, biological process: intracellular signal transduction.
AUGGGCGGGGGAGAACACACCGCACUUCAACCCCAACACGCAUAAUUCGUGUGCGCCAAUUAUUUUAAGUCAUCGUGAUACAAUACUAGUUCCACUCGCCCCAGCCGGUGGCAGGGACGAACUGAAGAAACACUGGGCUCCCUCCAGCCCCUUCGGGGUUUGCUCACCGCGGAGGCUGAGCUCUCCCGGGACCCGCUGGGAGGGCGGUGUCCACGGGACGAGGCCGAGGAUCAGGUGCCGGGAAGAGGAGUCUGCGCGUGGGGCCGGGGGCGCCGUGUCCCAGGCCGAGGAUCAGGUGUCAGGACUACGAGUCUGCGCCUGGGGCCCGGUGGGCCGCGUCCGCGGGCGAGAACCAGGUUUACCCGGAGCCCCGGAGCGAGAGCGAGUGCCUGAGCAACAUCCGCGAGUUCCUGCGAGGCUGCGGGGCCUCCCUGCGCCUGGAGUAAGGCCUUGUGAAAAAACAUCAGUCAGGACCGAUGAGUGGGAGCAACAUGAAUCUGGAGCUCAGACAUUUGAUGCAAAUGAUUUGUAUCAGGGGCAGAAUUUUAACAAGGUCCUCAGUUCCUUAGUGACUCUAAACAAAGUAACAGCAGACAUCGGCCUGGGAAGUGACUCCGUGUGUGCCCGGCCCUCAUCUCAUCGGAUAAAGUCUUUUGACUCCCUGGGAGCUCAGCCUUCACACAGUCGGACUUCAAAAUUGUUCCAGGGCCAGUAUCGAAGUUUGGACAUGACUGACAACAGCAACAACCAGCUGGUCGUGAGAGCCAAGUUCAACUUCCAGCAGACCAAUGAAGACGAGCUUUCCUUUACGAAGGGAGAUGUGAUCCACGUCACGCGGGUGGAGGAAGGCGGCUGGUGGGAGGGCACGCACAACGGCAGGACCGGCUGGUUUCCCAGCAACUACGUGCGGGAGGUCAAGCCCAGCGAGAAGCCUGUGUCACCCAAGUCAGGAGCACUGAAGAGCCCUCCCAAAGGAUUUGACACUGCUGCCGUUAACAAAAGCUACUACAACGUGGUGCUACAGAAUAUUUUGGAAACAGAAAAUGAAUAUUCUAAAGAACUUCAGACUGUGCUUGCAACCUAUCUCCGGCCUUUGCAGACCAGUGAGAAGUUAAGUUCAGCAAACACUUCAUAUUUAAUGGGAAAUCUAGAAGAAAUAUGUUCUUUCCAGCAAAUGCUUGUACAAUCUUUAGAAGAAUGCACCAAGUUGCCAGAAGCUCAGCAGAGAGUUGGAGGAUGCUUUUUAAAUCUGAUGCCACAAAUGAAAACCUUGUACCUUGCGUAUUGUGCCAACCACCCAUCUGCAGUGAAUGUUCUCACAGAGCACAGCGAGCAGCUGGGAGAGUUCAUGGAGACCAGAGGCGCAAGCAGCCCGGGGAUCCUGGUGCUGACCACCGGCCUCAGCAGACCGUUCAUGCGCCUGGACAAGUACCCCACGCUGCUCAAGGAGCUGGAGAGACACAUGGAGGAUUAUCAUCCAGAUAGACAAGAUAUUCAGAAAUCCAUGACUGCCUUCAAAAAUCUCUCGGCCCAGUGUCAGGAAGUACGGAAAAGGAAGGAACUAGAAUUGCAGAUUCUGACGGAGGCCAUCCGGAGCUGGGAGGGAGAUGACAUUACGACCCUGGGCAGCGUUGUGUACAUGUCCCAGGUCAUGGUUCAGUGCGCUGGGAGUGAGGAAAAGAAUGAGAGAUACCUUCUGCUCUUCCCAAAUAUUUUGCUAAUGUUGUCUGCCAGUCCUAGGAUGAGUGGUUUCAUCUAUCAGGGAAAGCUACCAACGACAGGAAUGACAAUCACAAAGCUUGAGGACAGUGAAAAUCAUAGAAAUGCAUUUGAAAUAUCAGGGAGCAUGAUUGAGCGGAUCUUAGUGUCCUGCAACAACCAGCAGGAUCUCCAUGAGUGGGUGGACCACCUACAGAAGCAGACGAAGGUCACCUCUGUUGGCAACCCCACCAUCAAGCCGCAUUCUGUGCCGUCUCACACCCUCCCCUCCCAUCCGAUCGCCCCAUCCAGCAAGCACGCGGACAGCAAGCCGGUACCCCUGACGCCUGCCUACCACACGCUGCCCCACCCCUCCCACCACGGCACUCCGCACACCACCAUCAACUGGGGGCCCCUGGAGCCUCCGAAGACCCCCAAGCCGUGGAGCCUGAGCUGCCUGCGACCCGCACCUCCCCUGCGGCCCUCGGCUGCGCUCUGCUACAAGGAGGAUCUUAGUAAGAGUCCCAAGACCAUGAAAAAGUUGCUACCUAAGCGCAAGCCUGAGCGGAAGCCUUCCGAUGAAGAGUUUGCAUUGCGGAAAAGCACGGCCGCUCUGGAGGAAGAUGCGCAGAUUCUGAAGGUCAUCGAGGCUUACUGCACGAGCGCCAAAACGCGGCAAACGCUCAACUCAACAUGGCAAGGCACUGACCUGAUGCAUAAUCACGUCUUGGCUGACGACGACCAAUCAAGUCUAGACUCCUUGGGUCGUCGCAGUAGCCUUUCCCGUCUGGAGCCUUCAGACCUCUCGGAAGACUCUGACUAUGACAGUAUAUGGACAGCCCAUAGUUACAGAAUGGGUUCUACAUCUCGUUCACGCAAAGAGUCUGCUCCACAAGUUUUGCUUCCAGAGGAAGAGAAGAUGAUAGUUGAAGAAACCAAGAGUAAUGGUCAGACGGUGAUCGAGGAGAAGAGCCUUGUUGACACGGUCUAUGCAUUAAAGGAUGAAGUCCAGGAGUUGAGACAGGAUAACAAAAAGAUGAAGAAAUCUCUGGAGGAGGAGCAGAGAGCCCGCAAAGACCUGGAAAAGCUGGUGAGGAAAGUUCUCAAGAACAUGAACGACCCUGCUUGGGAUGAGACCAACCUCUGAGGAGUGUCGUUGCUUCUUCCUCCGAGACCAGCUGGAGACCAAGCCAGGAGCCCCACCCUAGCCAGGGGUGACCUUCAGGGCCACGGGGCAGGGCUGGACAAAAGUCAUCUUGCUUUCUGGGCAUGGAAAAGCCGGAGUUUAUCCACAAAUAGAAACGGUCACAUUGUUCCUGAAGAAUCCAAACAUGAGGUGUAGACCCUGGGGGCUGAACUGCAUUAAUUUUACUCUGUUAACAUCUCAAUUACCUCAUUUUGCAAUAAGCGCAGUGACUACAAAUCCUGGUGUUUCAGGCUCUUAUGGAUCUAUAUAAAUAAUUAUAUAUACACGUUUCUUGUAAAUACUCCAUUUUGAAUGCAUAUCCAUGAUUGUUGUAUCUGGGCUGAUCACCCGUGCUAGAAUUCCCUUUCCACUAACCUUUCUGGUCCCACAAACAGCAAGUUGUGCUCAUGUGCUUGUGGAAAGCAGAGGCGCGAGGGUGCCUGGACGCAUUGCUAGACGCCUGGUUGGUUCUCCACUGUAGCCCCCAUGUGCUCUGGAAGGACCCCCCACUUUGGUAGGCCCACGUAGCCUUGUUUGUACCUGCAGAGAUACCUUAAUAGCCUUGAAAGUCUUCUGUUGAAGCAGUGUUGCUGUCACCCUGAGUGGGUGUCCUGGCUCAGUGAGGGAGACUCUGGCUUCAGCCUCCAACCCCGGAAGUCCCCCGAGCACCACCGUGUCCGGCUGCCGGCGUCUGCGAUUGCCUGCUGCGUGUGAACGGCGGCUCGUCGGCGUGCAUUCUGUGCCCGGUGGGAGAGCAGACUUGUCUAUAUAGGCUGGUUUAAUAACGUGACAAAACGCACCGUUUGUCCCCCCCUCCCCCCCCACUGAGAAAGCUCCACCAGAACCUGUAAAUAAACUGCAUUAUUUAUUCCGUAUCACUGAGGCCAAUGAAGGCACACCAAGGAUACCGUGAGUGGACAUGGCAAGCGCCAGGUGGGAGUCCUUGUCAGGCCUCUGUGAACUCCGACCUCUGUACCACCAGCGUGCAACAAGCCUUCUGUGCUCACUGGGAAAAAGAAAGGUUUCCCUCCUUCAGUGAGAAUAAAGCAAUAGAAAUUCUG